Etheostoma cragini (Arkansas darter) is the source of this 3824-nucleotide messenger RNA. RefSeq names its product ring finger protein 10 (gene rnf10). Gene Ontology annotation, molecular function: transcription cis-regulatory region binding; metal ion binding. Bases 394 to 2760 code for a protein of 788 amino acids. The record is from RefSeq and is a predicted model, not a curated record. Gene Ontology annotation, biological process: positive regulation of transcription by RNA polymerase II; positive regulation of myelination. The transcript is spliced from 17 exons. Lineage: Eukaryota; Metazoa; Chordata; Actinopteri; Perciformes; Percidae.
ACAUCCGGGUCCCUCAGGUUCUUGUUUGGCGACCCGUCGCCAUUAAAGCAAGCUCGUUGUAGCGGAUAUCUUUUUUGGUAAUAAUCUUUAAAUUGUUACGUUUUCCAGCUUUUGGAAAAUAUUUAACGCCUUUUUAAGGGCAUUUUGUUUUUCUUAACAAGUACAAACCUUAAAUUCGGGGGGUCUUGGCCCCGUGUGGCGAGCUUUCGUCCUCUCUUCCAACAGCCUCCAUAACUUGAGACGCCGAAAUCGUGUCUCUUAUUUUUUCUCUGGUUAUUUAUUGUCAAGAUGUCACCGUGAUGGGGUCUCCGCGUUUGACAGAAAUGAACCAGGGCCUUUGUCGCCUGACCCGCACUCACUGCAGCCCGCCUUCCCCUUUCGUUUUUUUGUUUGAUGCUAGAGAGCUCAGCGGCUCUCUACCCGGAGCUCGGCCCCAGAACCGUUCACCGUACGGAAACAAACAUGGAGAAAAACCCCAACAGCAGCUCCAACACCAAGGUUCCACCCCGUUCCAGCUCCACAGGGCCAACACCGGGAGAUUCUAAACCUAAAACAGAAGGAAAAAAUAAUGGAGGCUCUAAGCGCUACAGCCGCAAGCGUGAGCCCUCCUGUCCCAAAACCGACAGUUUCCAAGGCACUCGUCACACCAAUUCACAGAAAAGCAAGGCUUUUGACAAGAGACCCCCUCAGAGAGGUGGAGGACGACAGUAUGGAGUUACAGGUGGAGGUCGACGUGAGGAGGUAGCAGAGACACGCCGGGCCGAGUUUAGCCCGGCUCAGUUUGCAGGACCGAAAAAAAUAAGCCUCAACCACCUGUUAAACUUCUCGUUUGAACCGCGUGGAGGUAACGGUGGUUUCGGAGAUGGAGGCCCCUCUGGUUGGGGCCGCCGAAACAAAUGGGGCCACAAGCACAAGCCCUUCAACAAGGAACUUUUUCUGCAGGCCAAUUGCCAGUUUGUGGUGACUGAUGACCAGGACUACAAGGCUCACUUCACUGAUCCAGACACUCUGGUCAACUGGGACUGUGUGCAACAAGUGCGCAUCUAUAGUCAUGAGGUGCCGUCUUGCCCCAUCUGCCUCUACCCUCCCCUGUCAGCCCGCAUCACCCGGUGUGGACACAUCUUCUGCUGGCCGUGCAUGCUCCACUACCUGUCUCUUAGUGACAAGAGCUGGUCCAAGUGCCCUAUCUGCUAUGAGGCGGUUCAAACCGCUGACCUGAAGAGUGUGGUUGCUAUGGAGACCCGGCAGUAUGUGGCUGGUGACGUAAUCACCAUGCGCUUGAUGCGGAGGGAAAAGGGGGCUCUGGUGGCCAUGCCUAGCUCUCAUUGGGUGAAGGUGGAAGAGCCUGUUCGCUUUGGAGAUGCAAGUCUUAGCCCGUACUCCAAGCUGCUGCUGACCUCCCCGAUGCAGGUUGUGAGCCUGGUGGCAGAGGAAAAGGCUGUCCUGGAGACUCAGCUCAGCCAGGAAGGGGACGCCCAAGGCUGCUUCAUCCAGAGCGCCCUCUGUCUCUUGCAGGAGCAAGAGGAAAUGCUGAAGCAGCAGAAGGCACAUGUAGGCAACAGCCUCGACCUGUCCUCUCUGACUCUGGAAGAAGCUUCUCCUAUGGAGGAAGUGGUUACUAUAUGUAGCAGCACCAAGCCUGUGCUACAGUACAGCUCCGCAUUUGAUGACGAGGUGGCGGAGGUCCCAGAGGACGUGGCUGCGGAGCUGCCAGAAAACCCUGAAAGUAUUUUGGAGAGUGUGCUGGAGGAGCCUCCAGAGACUAUGAUGGAUGCAGCCCCAGACCUGCCUGAUGAGGAGAGCCCUGCCAGUCAGGCAGAGUCGGGCCGCCCUUCAACCAGCGUGGUGCACGGACCCUUCUACUACUUCUACCAAGCUGAUGACUGCCAGCAGAUGUUCCUGCAUCCUGUGAAUGUACGCUGUCUGUUGCGUGAAUACGGCAGUCUGGAGGCCAGUCCUGACUCCAUCACUGCCACAGUGGUUGAGAUAGUGGGACACACAGUCACUGAGGAGAUCCGUCGUCGGCAUCGCUAUCUUGCUCAUCUGCCACUCACUUGCGAGUUCAGCAUCUGUGAGUUAGCCCUGCAGCCACCGGUCCUGUCCAAAGAAACUCUGGAAACAUUUGCAGAUGACUUGGAGAAGAGAAAGCGUCUGAGGCAGAAGAAAGUAAGGGAUGAGAAGCGCAGAGAGAAGCGAAUUGAAAUUGAAGAGAACAAGAAGCAGGGUAAAUAUCCUGAGGUGCAUAUUGGAUUGGAGAACCUUCAGCAUUUCCCAGCAUUUGGGUCUCCUCCUCAGAGCAGCAGCCUCCCAGUGCAGCCCGACUUCACAUUUGCUCCCUCUUCACCUCUCAGCUGCAGUCCGUCCUCUGCUGGGAUGAUAUUCCCAAGUCUGAAUGGGCAAAGCUCUUCAACCAUUGUGGGUAGUGUGGAGGAUGACUCCCAUUGUAUGUCCUUUGCACAGAUGCUAAGAGAUGGGAAGGCCAGAGCUGAUGCUGGGUCCAGGAUCACUCCAAAGAAAGAUCAGCUGCUAGCUCCCCCAGCAGCUGACAGCGAUGGAGAGAGUGACGGCUCGGACCGCAUCCCUGUGCCCAGCUUCCAGAACUCCUUCAGCCAGGCCUUUGAGAAAGCACUUCUGCAGCUGGACAAUGGUGCAGCUGCUGCUCCUCCACAACCUGUGGUUGACCCAGAUGAGAAAGGAGGAAAGAAGAAGAAGAAAAAGCAAAAACUUCUGUUCAGCACAUCCAUGGUCCACACAAAGUAGACAACACUGAAGUUCAUUUAUUCAUAUUAACUUUCUUUGAGUUGAUCUUCCCACUGCUUGCAUUUUUCCUUCCAUGCUGAUCUUUCUCAGAUCUACAAGCUAUGGAAAACAGGUUUUAGAAUGUAGCCGUAGUUCAUGCUGCUGUAGUCAGAGUUCUAUGGGCUUGAUCCGUUUUAGUUUGACAUGCCCUCCAUUUAAUUUACAUUAACCAUUUUUUGUUGUAAAACUAGGUCAAAGCUUUGCAGCCACCUCCUGAAGUCACACUGAAAGCCAACUUGGUAACAUUUUUAUCGAGAAGUAAAGCAAGGGAUAUAACGAGCUGUGGACUCUCAUUAUGUAAGCUUUAGGCUUUUCAUGGCUUCCAGAAACCGGACUUGUAUCACGGGAGUUUGCUGUACGACCAACUUUCCUAAAGUUGAACCUGAGCAUCUAGGAUCUAUGAGAAAUACUGAUAAGAUAACUCUGGGUGCUUUAUAUUAGAGUUGCAGUCAGCCAGCUGCAGGUGAGUUGCACCUUGUAAAUCUUUCCAAGAUACUCAGUGCUCAGACAUUGAUGUGUGGUUUCAGCUUAGAAUAGAUGGAAACUAAUGCAUUUCAGUGUUUCAUCACAUUUGGGCUAGUUUGAGCUUGUUCAACCUUCAAGAGAAUAGAUUUUUUUCGGAUUGAGAUGAAUGCCACCGUAUUUUGUAACAACAUGAAUGCAUAUUAUACCAUUGUGGGGAAAUGAAAACAGUAUUGUACUAAAGAGAUUAGGUCUGUUGGUUCAACAGAACUCCAGUAUAUUCUGCCUGAUUAAACAAAGAAACACGCACUUUUCUUCUCCUCUCUCCUGUCAUCUUCUGUAUCUACCUUUUUGAAAGGUUUACUAACUUUUAACAUUACUCCCCCAGAUUAAAUUCAGUGUUGAAAAUGUGUGAAAUGAGAGAAUUGCUGACAUUUAAAGAAUGCUUUGCUUUGAAACCUGAAGAGAAGUGGAUUGGAAAUUUGUUUUGUUUAAGGGUUCUUUAAUACACCUUUAAUGUUGAGCAAGUUAAGUCUGGAAAUGAAUAAACGAUGCACAAUCAA